GGAGUAGCUCGGCGAGCGCAGUCAUUAUUGCGCCAGUCUAACACCCGCCAGCGAUCUUCCUCGUCGCGGCCGUGCCGUACUUUCCCAAGCCGAUUUCCGAGACCACUUUGCGGUACCAACGCGUCAGCAAGGGCGUGCGUGCGAGAGGAGAACGGCCUCGUGUGGCACGCCUCGUGGUCACCUCGCGAGCGCGCUGACUAUACGCGUCACGGUACCUCGGCGGUAUACGAUGAGACUCUUCUCGGGGAACGAGGAAAAUGUGACGUGAGAGACUGGCCUUCGGCGGGUCCUUCGGCGAGUGCGCGACACGCUCUGCGACGCAGUCAGUACGCGCGGGCGCGGGUCAUCCUGCAAAAUGACCGUCGCGAUGAGGAGGUUGCUGCCGACGGCGGCGGCGGUGUGCUGUUGGCUCCUGGCGCUCAGUGUUGCCCAGGUCGCCGGACAAUUAUUGGACACGGAGUUUCAGCCGACGGUGACGGCGACGUGCAAGGGCGGCUACAUGACGAUCCGCGUCAAUCUCAAUCAGAGUUUCGUAGGCGCGGUCCACGCGCGGGACCAUCGGACCCCGCAGUGCAUGGUGUCGGGCAACGGCACCACGCACGCCACACUGGGCAUCAAUCUGUUCGCGUCGCAGGACAGUCCCGAGUACUGCGGAGUCCUCGUGAACAACCACACGGAAGAACGUUCCAUUCCUAUCGCUGUUAGGAUACAUAAAACGCUGGAGUUAGCGGACGACAAGUUUUAUGUCAUUACGUGCGGAAAGGCGGGUUUCAAAAAUGCCAAGUUUUCCAUACGUGUGCUCUUCAACAAGCUCAAUUCCAGCGUGCAGCUUAUAGAUGACAAGGGCUGUCCCGUGAAAGUGCGAAUGACGAAAUUCAUAUACGAUCGAAGCACCGGUAAAGCGGAUGCCACAUUGUUGUCCAUGUUCCGGUUUGCUGACAGUUCAGAGGUGCAUUUCCAAUGCGACAUCGCCGUGUGCAGAGGGAGCUGUGGUACCCCCGUGUGCGAAGGAGACAAAGAAGAGCUGAUAAAGGGUGGCUCCUCCACUAACAGCCAAAGUGUUAGUAGUGAAGAAGGAGUGCUACUUGCCGGAACGAGCGUUUUCGUUCUCCAACCAGGCGAAAAACGAGUUGUACAAACAUUGUACGAUGACGGCAGCGUGCACCCGCUGUGGCUCCUGUGGCUGGCGGUGGCACUCGGGAUAUUAUUCCUCAUCAUGCUCAUUAUCAACAUAUUCCUGUGUUCGGCGAUGACCUGUAGCUGCACCCGGACCGACAUUAUCGAGAAGGAGCCGUCAAUCAUCGAGGAUUAUGAUCCGUACCGCAGCUGGCACGGUUCUCAAUACGGGUCGAGGUAUUCGUUAAACGGAAAGCAAGGAUACGCCUCCGGGGGAUCCACCAUGAACUCCACGAGGUCGAUAUCGACGAAUAGCGAUCACUACGCGAUAGUGCACUCCCGACCAGGAAGUAGAUACUCCGGUCCUGGACAGAAGCAUCAUCAUCAUCACAGAGGACCGCCGUCCAACAUCGGUUCACACUACUCCGGGAAGUGAUGCUUCCCGUUAGCUUCAUUUAUCAACAAAAAAAAAAGAAACUAGAACUCCAUUGUCUUCAUUAACGUUACUCUAAUUAAACGCAAAUUUUAUGUAUGUAUAUUAUAUAUGCGUCGCUAUAUGGCAUUAUCCCAACACCGCACGAACAGGCGUUCGGUUCCGUAAAACUGCCGACCGCAACCAUAGAAGAAUUUAAAAAAUAUUAUUAUAAGAAGUAUAAAGUUAAAAUAUUGAACAAUAUGCAAUAUAUUGAAUACAAUGCGUUAACACCUUUCUGAUUACAAAAGAUUAUUCGAAGGACUGACUCAUGCCAUUUACCGCUUUAUGGCUGAAAGUCACCUAUACUACAUUUGCCGUACUUGAGAUAAUUCAAAAGAAAAACUAUUGCUUUAACAUUAAAAUAUAAUAAAUUAAUAAUAACGGUUAAGAAAAUGUUAAUAGCUCAAUAUUACAUAAUGAUCCUUAAUUUAUCCUUUAUUUUUGACAAUUUGAAAAUUUUGCAGUGAAUGAUGAAAUUUAAUUGUAUGAUGCCGAGUAUUACACGUGUUUCACCGUUUUUCUCACAGAGAAAUACACGUAUUUUUUACUUUUGCACUUGUUAAUAUCAACGACAAUGAACACCUUCAUAGUUACGAGAAACUCGGAUUAAGUAUAUUAAUGAGGUAAAAUUUCCUACGGAUAAGCACGAUAUAAAACGAUACGUAUUACACAUUGGUAUUUUUAUAUUUAGCUUUUCUAAUCAUUCGUGAAAUGAUUCUCGUGCUUUAGACUGCGUAUGUAUCAUAAUAUAAUAGUCAUAAGCAUAAGCGCUAGAGUUUACAAAACUGCGCAUUGAUCUUAAAUAAGAUAUAUUAGAUAAAUGCUUUUUGUACAUAAAUUCAUUUAAUCUAAAAAA
Wasmannia auropunctata (little fire ant) is the source of this 2447-nucleotide messenger RNA. RefSeq lists its product as uncharacterized. NCBI's taxonomy places the organism in Eukaryota, Metazoa, Arthropoda, Insecta, Hymenoptera, Formicidae. The transcript is spliced from 9 exons. The coding region runs from base 356 to 1552 and encodes 398 amino acids. The record is from RefSeq and is a predicted model, not a curated record.